AUGGCGACUCUGAAGCCAAUCGGUACUGACAAGAACAAGCAACCUUUUUACUUUGAAGAUAUUGUGCAAAUCUACGGCCCAGUGCCACGCAAUCCAAAAGCCCCCUUCAACCCUAGCGAUGGUCAAAAGGCCCUGAAGAAGCUUCUGGAACAGAAGAAGUCCGUAAAGGCAAAACUUACCGCCGGUGCCAGUGGUCUGUCUCUAAAGAAAAAGGGAGCAUUCGGCAAGAAGCCGAAAAUUGAACAGGUCGCAUAUUCAUCCGUGAAAAACUUCUACCAGUUCUCUGAUAAUCCCGGAUGUGUCGUGUUGGCUGCUGAGGAUAAGGUUAUCAAGCCCCAGUACAUCAUCAUCGCGCCUACAUCUGUAGAUAAAACGGUAAAGUUUGUGAAUGUAUUGCAAACCUCCCAGUGGGCGGAGAAAUCCAAUCUAAAGAACGCUCCCAUCCCCUUGGUGGUAGUAGACAACUCGGCCGCCAUUGCGAGCUCAAGACGCUCGAGUGCAGCUUUAAGCCGCAAAUCCCUUACAGAAAUUCCAACGCCUAGCACCAGGGAGAGUCGCAGGUCAAGUACAAGCUCUAGCAGCAGCGACAGAAUUGUCGAGACUCCGCAUGAGCCCCGCAGGGAAAGCUUGAAGAGUCGUUCCGUCUCCUCAUCCUCGUCUUCUCGCUCAUCUCGAAGCCAAAACUAUGAAGUGGCACAGCAAAGGGAACGAAGCCCCUCUCCCGUGUCUCCACCACCUCCCAGCAUUAGUAGCCGACGUAGUCGAAAGAGCCACACCUCAUUCUCCUCUUCAAGGGCUCUGUCAACAUCACCGUAUCAGAGUCGAAAGUCCCCCGUGUCCAAGUCGAAGACACCAAGCAGAACGCAAUCUAGGUCUUCCUCGUCCUCAUUCUCAUCCUCGCGCUCCCCGAGUGCUCACGAACGCGUCAGUUCACGCGCGAGUUUGACGGCUACACAGCCAACAAUUGAAUCUAGCAGGCAAAGCACACCGGAACCAACCAUUUCUAAAUCAGACAAAGUCAAACCGAAAACGCCUGAGUCCAAACCGUCCAAAUCAACUGGCGGGCGUAGAGACAGCGAAUGCCAUUUUGUAGCAUUUGAUAAGAAAUCCAAAGCCACCAAGAAAUACCGCAGUUCUUCUUCGUCCUCAUCUUCCAGUGAAACAGAAUGUUAUUCGCACUCAGCCCUCCCGAACGGUGGUGUUUACUACUUGGCUCCGCAUAGGAACAAGAAUAUCACGAGAGGUGCUGCGGCCGCGCAGGCAUCCUCGAGAUCUCGACAACCGCAUAGAAGCAGGAUUUUCCUCUACAGGGCUGAGAGCAGCAGCAGCAGUAGCAGCAGCAGUUCUGAAAGCGAAACCGAGCUCAAACGUUUCAAGUAUCCUCAGCCGUUUAUCAGCCAGCAGCCCCCACAGCGGCAACCUCAAAGAGUACGCGACAUAAGCACCAGCAGUUCCAGCAGCUCCGACAGUGAUAGUAGUGAGCCCCGCCAAUUCCUACGUGGUGUCAACAAGCAAAGAACUUAA
Messenger RNA from Spirometra erinaceieuropaei, 1524 nucleotides. The record is from the annotation of a GenBank genome assembly. Lineage: Eukaryota; Metazoa; Platyhelminthes; Cestoda; Diphyllobothriidea; Diphyllobothriidae.